UUGAAAAAAUCAAUAAACACACAUUAUUUAUUUUUCAAUGUAUUUGAGCUCUUUCUCCCAUGUUCAUCUUCUUCUUCAUUUUAUUUUCCAAGUCUACAACAUUACCCAAAUAAAAGCUAACCCUCACCUUUUGUAGUAGGUAACCUUAAAAAAAAAAAGAGUAUGUGAAGAAGGAAGAAGAAGAAGAAGAAGAAGAAUUGGGACAGAUAAGAAUAUGGUUGUGUGUGAGAGAGAGAGAUGGAGAGCUUGCUCUCUGAUGAGCUUCUGGUAGAAAUCUUUCAAAACUCCCACUAAGUUCACAUUCUUCAGUGGUCUCAAAGCGUUAGCUCCAUCUCUACCGUACUUCCAAGUCCACCCUCUUUGUCUAAGUUACCCUUUUCUGCCACUAAUUUAUUUUGUUAUUGUUUUAAGGUUGUUAAACUGUUAUUUUCUUUUAUUUCUUCAUUACAUUUUCCCAAAUAUUAUUGCACUGCUCUAUUUUUAAUAGUAAUAGGAAAAUAAUGAAAUUUGUAUGUAAGGUAUUUUCUUCAGUAUUCUAUGCUCUAAUAUAUGUUAAGUUUUCCUCCAUUCUUCCACAGUUGCUUUUAAAUUGUUCUGCUUCUUUUCAUUUUUGAUAUCUUCUCUUGUAUGUUCUCUUGUUGUAUUUUACCUUCUCACAUUUGUUGCAUUUGUUAUGUUGUUUCUUUUCCUAGCCAGCUUCCAUACACUUUUUUUUGUCUUCCAGAUUUUAUCAUUUCAAUGGGAGGUAAGACUAUUAUUGUCCAUGAUUUUUUUCAUUCUGGUUACCUCAAACAAAUAUUCAGUGGUUGGUUUAACCUGUGUAAUUUGAAAUCAACAUUUGUUAAACAUACAAAAUAACAAUGGAACAACCCAAAAAACAACAUUAGAAAAACUAUGACAGCCCAAAUAUUAAUGGUUUCUAUGUUUCUGCUUCAUCUUGCCGGAUUUAAUGGUUAUUUUCCAGUUGUUUUGGUGUUGUUGUCGUGGUUUCGUCUUUGAGUGUGGAAGAUGGAGACCUCAUUUUUUACUUUCGAUAUUUACAGUAUAAAAGAAAAAAAAAAAGUCUGAAGGCAGUAUAAAAGUUAUUUUUGCCGCGUGGCAGUAUUUUUAUAAAGAUUUGACCAAAAUUUAGUAUUUAUGUAAGUUUUCCUUAAAAUAUCCAUGUUUUUUUAGUUAGAUUUUUGACAUUUUCUUCAGCGUGUGACCAAGCCCAAUUUGAUCAGCCCAUUACUUGUUGAGUCCAUGUAGCUUCCAUCCAAUCCAAUUCCAUCUCUGCCUUCUUUUCUUCUGAUUCUCUUCAACUCACCUGAACCUCUCCGACUCAAUCCCUCUCUGCCUUCGCUUCAAUCUUCCUCAAUUGUUCACUCAGAAAUUGGCAGCGGCUACGCGUCGCCAAAUUUUCCCUUGCAGAUUCGGCUAAAGUAUUAAAGAUGCUUGAUAGCAACACAGGACUGCCCAAAUGGGGGGAGGAAUGGAAGCGAACAAGAACAAGUUCAUAGAGGAGUGGGGUUCUGCAAGAGAGAAUCUUGAGCACAACUUCCGUUGGACACGCCGCAACUUUGCCCUUAUUGGAUUGUUCGGCAUAGCCAUCCCAAUCUUCGUCUACAAGGGUAUUGUCAAAGAAUUUCAUAUGCAAGAUGAAGAUAACGGUAGACCAUACAGGAAAUUUAUGUGAGUAGUGAGAGAAAUGCUCUCGAACAAUGUUCAAUGAAGAACUAAGUUUCAUUUCCUGACAUAAAUGAAUUGUUUGCACUUUUAUUUGUAUUGUGGCGAACUGAUGUUAGCAGCCAGUUUUUUCCAUUUUCAUUAAACUUUAACUUUUUCUGUUGUGAGCAUUGAGAGAAAUGCUUAAUAGAGCCAAUUUCUUGAUAUAAUAAAACUGUUUGCACAAUAAAAGCGGUGUCAAUGUAAACAGGCACUUUGGAA
Molecule: messenger RNA, 1926 nt
Organism: Cannabis sativa
Lineage: Eukaryota; Viridiplantae; Streptophyta; Magnoliopsida; Rosales; Cannabaceae
Exons: 2
Coding region: 1460-1675 (71 amino acids)
Source: RefSeq, a predicted model, not a curated record